AUGACGUACUACACCGCGGCGGAAAUCUCUGAUCGCCGCAUUAACGAGGAGGACGGCACCAUAGAGUACGCCGUGAGGUGGGAAGGAUUUGCCGGCGAAAUCACGUGGGAGAAGCGUCAGCAGCUGACGGAAAGCUACGCGGAGGCAGUGCAGGUAGUAGACCAGCGGUGUAUGGACUCCACUGAUGAGGAGCUCGAACGUUGGCGCGACAGAGAGUGGAGAUGUGAAGCGAAACGAGCACACGAGCAGCCGUCGCUAGUUGGGGCCACGACGGAGCUGCGCAAACGCAGUCGAUCCGUCUCUCCAGCUGCCGUCAAGGACUUGGGGCAGGUGGAAGUACUUAGCGGGAUUCUCCUUCGUCCUCCACGCCGUUGCAGUCACAGAGGUGUCGCGUGCGCCGCCACGCACGCGGAGGAAGAAGGAACAAUUCUCAUGCUGGGCGAGGUGGUCUUGGCGGAGGAGGCGUCGACGAUACUGAACCGCACCGGCGGCCACCAGAAGAAGCGUAAACCCACGACUGCCAGCACCGCCGCCGCCCUUCACACCGCACCAGCUCUCGAGAUCGAGAAGCGCUGGCGUGACGCGCACGGGCAGAGUCUCCUCCACAGCAUCGAAAGGGCGCAGUCGAUCACUCCUUUUUACCCGAACUUUCGCCUUCACGCGUGCGACUCGGCAACGCGAUGCGCGUUGACGCUGGAAGCGAAACGCUCAUCACACCUGCGCAUCAUCAGCAUCGCGCCUCCGCUCAUGACGCACAGCGGCGCAGUGUUUGGACUGCCUGUGGCCCUGGACCCUCUUGUAGGGGAAAAGGACGUAGAGCAACUGCGACUAAGCGUGCAGCUCGAGUCUCCACUCUUCAGUAGUGCUGCUCAAGAGCUUGUGAAGCCUCAUGUGGAGCAGAUGGUCGUGCGGUACAUCAUUCCUGAGGAAGUGCCUGCCACCGUUGGCGACCCUGCCACACCCACCACUGAGCUCUUCCCUGUGCACGGUCGUAUCGCCUCGAUGCCACUCUCAGUCUUCCGGGUGGUGUUUCCACAGCUACUCAUCGACUACCUGCUUAAGAACUCCGUCGUUCUGCGUUGA
Messenger RNA from Leishmania braziliensis MHOM/BR/75/M2904, 1083 nucleotides. RefSeq lists its product as hypothetical. The coding region runs from base 1 to 1083 and encodes 360 amino acids. The record is from RefSeq and is a predicted model, not a curated record. The transcript has a single exon. NCBI's taxonomy places the organism in Eukaryota, Euglenozoa, Kinetoplastea, Trypanosomatida, Trypanosomatidae.